Sorex araneus (European shrew) is the source of this 603-nucleotide messenger RNA. Its product is annotated as acetyl-CoA acetyltransferase, cytosolic-like. Gene Ontology annotation, molecular function: acetyl-CoA C-acetyltransferase activity. The record is from RefSeq and is a predicted model, not a curated record. The transcript has 6 exons. Lineage: Eukaryota; Metazoa; Chordata; Mammalia; Eulipotyphla; Soricidae. Gene Ontology annotation, biological process: fatty acid beta-oxidation. The coding region runs from base 1 to 225 and encodes 74 amino acids.
AUGAGUGCAGGCGCGGACCCCGUGGUCAUCGUGUCGGCGGCGCGCACCGCCAUCGGCUCGUUCAAUGGGGCCCUGGCCGCCGUCCCCGCGCACGAGCUGGGCGCCACCGUCAUCAAAGAAGUCCUGAAGAGGGCCGCCGUGGCGCCCGAAGACGUGUCCGAGGUCGUCUUUGGACACGUGCUGUCCGGAGGUGGCGCAUCUGAGUCAUCUAGACGGACCUUCUGAACCGCCUCUGAUUGACUAUGCUUGGAAAGCCAGGUUUCGGGCAGAAUCCCACUCGACAGGCCAGCCUGGGGGCCGGAAUUCCCUUCUCCGUUCCAGCCUGGAGCUGCCAGAUGAUCUGCGGCUCCGGCCUCAAAGCCGUGUGCCUGGCAUGACAGUCCACAGGAGCGGGAGACGCCCGCAUCAUGGUUGCAGGGGGCGUGGAGAACAUGAGCAGGUGGAAAAUGUAGCCAAAAAAUAUCACGUGAGUCUCGAAGAUCAGGACAGGCUGGCAGUCCUGUCCUAGAACCGCACAGAGCGCACGCAAGAAGCUGGCCAUUUGACACAGCGAUUUGCCCGUGUCCGUGCCAUCGGAGAAAGUGCUCAGGGAUUACCGCUGUU